This is a messenger RNA of Fusarium sp. VM40, 528 nucleotides long. Lineage: Eukaryota; Fungi; Ascomycota; Sordariomycetes; Hypocreales; Nectriaceae. The record is from the annotation of a GenBank genome assembly.
AUGAAGCCUUAUACUCUAUCCUUGGCCUUUGGCCUGAUGUUUGGGAGUUCUCAAGCAAUCUCAAUGGUUAAUUACUCUCCCAGCUGCGGCGUUGAUCCUGACUUUGGACCUUGGUAUUAUGAGUUGUUAAGAAACAACGAGGAUCCGACGACAACGUCCAGCUAUACCGAUUUCUUUGCCCGCAACGGGAGCCUCAUUGUCUUAGGAAAUAAGGCUACUGGAGCAAACGCCAUUUUACAGUCAAGGGCGGCCAUGUUACCCGCUGAUGGUUCUAUCCAAUGGAAUCAUUUUCCAAACAAGACUGUGGUGGCUAAAGAUUCAGCAACCGAAAAGACGUUCCAUGUCUACGGCGUCAUGCAGACAGUCACCACCGCUGAUGAUAACUGUUCUACAACUUACUUCCAGACCCUUUUCACUGUCGCAAAGAACCCAGUCACUCACCGUGCAAAUCUCACUCCCCAGGGUGGCAGUCUCCUAGUCUACGAUGGAUUUCUUAUCGAGCCCUCGGAAGACCCAUGUGCCAAUUAA